Molecule: messenger RNA, 990 nt
Organism: Necator americanus (New World hookworm)
Lineage: Eukaryota; Metazoa; Nematoda; Chromadorea; Rhabditida; Ancylostomatidae
Exons: 10
Coding region: 1-990 (329 amino acids)
Molecular function (GO): RNA endonuclease activity
Source: RefSeq, a predicted model, not a curated record
AUGGUGUACCCAUGGACAGCGCAGAAUAUGUCCAGCUGGACGACUGCGACGCGCCCGAACAUGUUUCUAUGUUUGCUGUUGUCGUCGUUUAACGUAUGGUUCGUUUCCGCAGCUGAAAGCAUUCCACCAUUCAACAUUCAAAAUGCUGAACUAGUGGAAAUGUCGAAGAAACUUCGAGACGCUGACGAAAAUAAAGCUGAACCUGGUCAAAUUUACAUUAGUUAUCAAGCGCACACAAACACCAGAGAUUCUGAAGAUAAUGCUAGACGAGAUUUCUUCACAAAAGUCGAUCCACAACUUCUGAGAAAGAAAAGUUUUAGUCAAUUUCUUGAUCUCACAAAUAACUUCGUACGAGAAGCGGGGAUCUCCGAGCCACGAGUUCCGAUUUCAGAGGAGAAGAAAGAAACCUCUGCAUUCCUCACAACCGUGCUCGCAUCGAAGCCAUGGAAACUACUGUAUGAAUUUCUAAGACAGAAAAAACAUCCCUUCGCAAAAGAUCCAAUAACAUUCCGUUAUUGGAUUGCACAAUUGUGGUUCGUGCACUAUUCACGUGCUCGAGGACGAGCUGACACAUCAGGAUUUGAGCAUGUUUUCAUUGGAGAGGAAAAAAACCACGAGAUUUCUGGUCUACAUAACUGGAUUCGUUUCUAUCAGCUCGAGAAGAAUGCAACUGAGAAUUUCGACUAUAAAGGAUUUGUCAUAAAACGAGGAAACAUCAUGGCUUCUCUUAAAUUCACAUGGAAAGGUGAUUUGAAGAGAUCCGGUUCUGUUCUGAUUGGAACGUCUCCUGAAUUUGACAUGGCCUUGUACACAUUGUGCUUCUUAUCGAGAAGAGGACGACAACAAUGUCAGGUUGAGAUUGACGGCUGCCCACUAUCAAUCACCAGCUAUGACCUCGUUCAGAAUAAUAAGGUGUUUAUUGGUUCGAUAUUCCCUACCGCCGGCCCUAUUACUGAUCAAUGUCGGAGAACAGCUGGAAGACUUGUGUAG